Perkinsus marinus ATCC 50983 is the source of this 501-nucleotide messenger RNA. RefSeq lists its product as hypothetical. Lineage: Eukaryota; Perkinsozoa; Perkinsida; Perkinsidae. The transcript is spliced from 6 exons. The record is from RefSeq and is a predicted model, not a curated record. Bases 1 to 501 code for a protein of 166 amino acids.
AUGGUAGAUGCCUAUACCAAGGAGUCCCGACUGGAGAUGUAUAGGGAACAGGGUGCCGCUAAGGAGGAGAAGGAGAGGAGGGAAAGGAAGAGGCUAGGUUUGGAAGCGAAACCACCUCGGAAGGUCCCGGAGGCGAUGAAUCAGCGAGGGGAGAUACGUCAGUGUAAUGAAGGGAAGUAUAACUUCCAUAUUGAUGAGUUUGGUACUCCUGGUAUGGUGGUGAUGGAGAUAGACAUACCGGCUUUCAUGGACACCAGCUUCAUCGAUGUGGACAUCCAACCUAAUUAUGUUAGGUGUGUUACCAAGGAGAAGCUGACGCAGUUGCGAACGCCGUGUGAGGUCGUGGUCCAUGCGUCUACAGUGAAGCGAAGCAGCACGACGGGUGCUCUAAGAAUAGAAAUGCCCCGUGCUGAUCAAUCAGAGAUGCUAAGGGUGAAAGAAAAAGAGGAGAAACCGAAGCAGGGAUGUGGAAGGGGAUACUCUGAUGAAGGAAGUGCAUGA